Messenger RNA from Fraxinus pennsylvanica, 1296 nucleotides. The record is from the annotation of a GenBank genome assembly. NCBI's taxonomy places the organism in Eukaryota, Viridiplantae, Streptophyta, Magnoliopsida, Lamiales, Oleaceae.
AUGCCAGGUCUGAAUAUCCGGUUUAAGGAUAAAGAUUCGACAUCAUACCAACAAACCCAUGUUCCAUUUUUACCAGAGAACUCAAAUAAUUCAAUUUUAUGUUCCGGUGGAUUAUUCCUUGUUGAUAAUAAGAUCCCUUCGUCAAUUAUUAAUGUUUUUUUCAUUGACAACUAUGUUCCCGUUAAACAUUCGACUGAAUUGCAUUCUCGUAGUAGUUCGGUAGUUGGGUUUGAAUUUUUGUGUUUGAGUUUAUCAAUUAAAGAGAAAGAUGGAGUUAUUAGGAAUUCGAGUGAGAGUUUGGAGCAGAAGAGUAUUAAGGAGGCUCGAGCGGUUGUUGGCGGAGGAAGUACGGCGGUGAAGGCCGGAAAAGUAUCGAAGGUUGGCUUGCGUAGCCGCGGGGCGGUGAACACUACCAAACAUUUGUGGGCUGGAGCUGUGGCUGCCAUGGUUUCAAGAACUUGCGUUGCUCCGCUUGAGAGACUAAAGCUGGAAUAUAUAGUCCGUGGUGAAAAGAGGAAUAUAUUUGAGCUCAUCAAGAAAAUAGCAGUAACACAAGGCCUGAAAGGUUUUUGGAAGGGAAACUUUGUUAACAUUCUGCGCACAGCACCUUUUAAGGCAAUCAAUUUUUGUUCUUAUGAUACAUAUAGAAAGCAGCUUCUCAAAUUAUCUGGGAAUGAAGAAACCACAAAUUUUGAGAGGUUUAUUGCCGGUGCUGCAGCUGGCAUGACAGCUUCAGCACUCUGCUUGCCACUAGACACUGUCCGGACGAGGUUGGUGGCACCUGGUGGAGAAGCACUUGGUGGUGUAAUUGGAGCUUUUCGUCAUGUGGUUCAAACUGAAGGGUUCUUUUCACUUUACAAGGGUUUACUCCCGUCUAUCUUGAGUAUGGCACCCUCAGGAGCUGUUUUCUAUGGGGUAUAUGACAUUUUGAAAUCGGCUUAUUUGCAUUCACCUGAAGGAAGAAAAAGAAUUCAGAACAUGAGACAACAGGAUCAAGAAUUGAAUGCUUUAGAGCAGCUCGAGUUGGGACCAAUGAGGACUUUCUUGUAUGGAGCUAUUUCCGGUGCUUGUGCUGAAGCUGCUACCUAUCCGUUUGAGGUUGUGAGGAGGCAGCUCCAACUGCAAGGCCGAGCUACUAAAAUGAGUGCAUUGGCAACAGCUGUCAAGAUUGUUGAACGAGGAGGUUUCCCUGCUCUUUAUGCAGGUCUUAUUCCCAGUUUACUACAGGUGUUACCUUCAGCGUCAAUAAGCUACUUUGUUUACGAGUUUAUGAAGAUUGUUCUUAAGGUGGAGUGA